AUGCCUAACGACGAAUUAUUCCACGAGAAGCAACGUCUGCAAUACUGUCUUGUCCACACAGUCAACAAUAUUCUUCAGAAAGCAGAGUUCGAUCCGGCGAAGAUGGAUGAGAUUUGUUAUGCUUUCAAUGAGAGCAAGUGGUUCAAUCCGCAUAGAUCCUGGAUCGGCACCGGCAACUACGACAUCAACAUUCUGAUGGCUGCUCUUCAACAGUAUGAUCUGAAAGUGAUGUGGUUUGACAAACGAGUUCCCGUCGAGAGGAUUCAUUUGAAUAAGCUGAGAGCCAUCGUCUUCAAUAUUCCAUCUCGGACCCUUUUGACACUCUACAGAGGACGUCAUUGGUUUCCGGUUAUUCAGAAGAAUGGAGUAUACUACAAUCUUGACUCAAAACUCAAAGAGCCAACCGUCAUCGACGACAUUCGAAAAUUCAUUCAAAGCCACGUGGAUCAAAAAGAGACGGAAGUGAUGUUGGUGGUGGAGAAUAGUGUCGACGAGGAGACCGUUGUCGAUAAAAGCUGA
Molecule: messenger RNA, 519 nt
Organism: Caenorhabditis remanei
Lineage: Eukaryota; Metazoa; Nematoda; Chromadorea; Rhabditida; Rhabditidae
Exons: 4
Coding region: 1-519 (172 amino acids)
Biological process (GO): protein deubiquitination
Molecular function (GO): cysteine-type deubiquitinase activity
Source: RefSeq, a predicted model, not a curated record